This is a messenger RNA of Carica papaya (papaya), 4604 nucleotides long. RefSeq names its product P-loop containing nucleoside triphosphate hydrolases superfamily protein. The record is from RefSeq and is a predicted model, not a curated record. NCBI's taxonomy places the organism in Eukaryota, Viridiplantae, Streptophyta, Magnoliopsida, Brassicales, Caricaceae. Gene Ontology annotation, biological process: microtubule-based movement. Gene Ontology annotation, molecular function: microtubule binding; ATP binding; microtubule motor activity.
CCCUCUCCAAACAAAUACAUCCUUCCUUUCCUUCAAUCAACAUCCCCCCGCUGUAGGUUCACACCCUCACUACAAAGUCUCCCAUCAAAUACCACUUGAAACCACGCGAAGAACAAACAAACACGCAGUAAUUUUCUUGUUCGGAGCAAAAUGCCAUUUAUUUCAGAGACGGCGAGUGCAAUCAAGAGGCGGUUUGGGUUCCAGAAUCCAUCGAUCUCAGAAACCUUGCCGUCCGUGUGUAGCUCUCCGGAUCUACUCCCGAAGUCCGUUUCGAGGGAUAACCUACGUCAGUCAUUCGCUGCCACGUCGGGGAUUCGGGCCAUGGGUGAUUUGAAUGAUGAAGAAGUCAGCAGCAUCGAGUCGGCUCAGUCUGCUCGGUCUCAAAGCUUUGAGUUCGACGAAGAUCCUUCCUUUUGGAAGGACCACAAUGUGCAGGUUAUCAUUAGAAUUCGUCCUCUCAGUGGUACAGAAAUAUCUCUGCAAGGUUACAGCAAGUGUGUUAAGCAAGAGAGUUGCCAGACAAUCACUUGGACUGGUCAUCCAGAGUCCCGUUUUACCUUCGAUCUUGUGGCUGAUGAGAAUGUCAGCCAGGAGAAGUUGUUUAUAGUGGCUGGAUUGCCUAUGGUGGAGAAUUGUGUGGCUGGGUACAACAGUUGCAUGUUUGCCUACGGCCAAACUGGAAGUGGGAAAACUCAUACAAUGCUUGGAGAUAUUGAGGGAGGCACCAGAAGACACAGUGUCAACUGUGGAAUGACGCCUAGGGUCUUUGAGCAUCUUUUCUCAAGAAUACAGAAGGAAAAAGAGGCUCGUAAAGACGAAAAACUAAGGUUUACUUGUAAAUGCUCAUUUCUGGAGAUCUACAAUGAACAGAUUCUUGAUCUUUUGGAUCCUUCAUCUAGUAAUUUACAGUUAAGAGAAGACAUGAAGAAAGGGGUUUAUGUUGAGAACCUCAAGGAGAUAGAAGUUACAUGCGCUCGGGAUGUGAUUCAACAACUUGUGCAAGGUGCUGCAAACAGAAAAGUAGCUGCCACUAAUAUGAAUCGUGCAAGUAGCCGUUCUCACAGUGUGUUUACAUGCAUAAUUGAAAGUAAGUGGGAAUCCCAAGGAGUAACUCAUCACCGGUUUGCUCGUCUGAAUCUUGUUGACUUAGCUGGAUCUGAGAGGCAAAAGAGUUCUGGUGCUGAAGGUGAACGACUAAAAGAAGCUACUAAUAUUAAUAAAUCCCUUUCAACAUUGGGGCUUGUGAUAAUGAACCUUGUAAAUAUUUCAAAUGGGAAGUCACUGCAUGUUCCUUACAGGGAUUCAAAGCUCACCUUUUUGCUUCAGGAUUCUUUGGGAGGGAAUUCGAAGACAAUAAUAAUUGCAAACAUCAGUCCAUCUAUUUGUUGUUCAUUGGAGACUCUAAGCACACUGAAGUUUGCACAGCGUGCUAAGUUUAUCAAGAAUAAUGCAAUUGUUAAUGAAGAUGCAUCUGGGGAUGUUAUUGCCAUGCGGAUGCAAAUUCAAGAGCUCAAGAAAGAAGUAUCCCGACUACGAGGUUUAGUCAAUGGUGGAGCCGGAACUUUAGAUAAUGAGACAUUGGGCGCGAGCCUUCCUGGGUGCCCAGAAUCUUUUAACUGGACAGGACUUAAUGGCUCAUUUAGUCCACUUACAUCUGAUAGAAAGAUGUCUCAGAAGAAAGACAAUGAUGUUGCUCUUGUUGGGGCCUUUAGGAGGGUGAAGGAGAAAGAAAUUGCUCUAGAGGCUUUAGCUGCUGAAAAUAAGGCUGCCAUGCAGUUGGCAAAGCAAAGAGAAGAUGAAAUACAAGGCUUAAAAAUGAGGCUAAGAUUCCGAGAAGCUGGAAUUAAGAGACUUGAGUCUGUUGCUGCUGGAAAAUUAUCUGCGGAGACGCAUUUACUAAAGGAAAAGGAAGAAUACUUAAAGGAUAUUGAAAUACUCCGGGUACAGGUUGAUCGGAACCAAGAAGUUACUAGAUUUGCCAUGGAGAAUUUGCAACUAAAAGAGGAGCUUAGAAGAUUAAAGUCAUUUUAUGAGGAAGGUGAGCGGGAGAUGAUGAAUGAACAGAUUAAAGUGUUGCAGAAUAAGUUGCUGGAGGCACUUGACUGGAAACUUAUGCAUGAAUCAGAUCCUUUCAUGAAGGACAAUUCAAAUUUUGUGAACGAAGACGAUGCUGAUGGUAAUAUACUGCUCUCUAAGGAGGAAGGAACCUUAUGGCGUUCUUCAAUUAAUGAGGAGAAUGAGUUCCUCCGCAUGCAGGCUAUUCAGAACAAAGCUGAAAUGGACACACUCCAGAAGACGCUAAGCAUCUGCCUAGAAGAGAAAGAAAACUUGGAGAAGCGUGUUAAUGAUUUCAUUAAGGAACUUGAAGAAGAAAAAUCUUCCAAAGAUACAAAAGAAGAAAUACAAGAGGUCAAAUUUCAGAAUUUGUCCACUGAUGUGCCAACUAUAAACCUUAAUGACCAAAUGGAGCUCAAAAGGAUGGUUGAUGCCAUUGCUGCAGCAAGUCAAAAAGAAGCCGAAGCUCAUGAGACAGCAAUUAAGUUGGUCAAAGAGAAUGAUGAGCUGCGGUUGAAGCUAAAAGUCUUACUCGAGGAUAAUAAUAAACUUAUUGAAUUGUAUGAAAAAGCAGCUGCAGAAAACAACUACAAGGGCUCAACUAGCACAGAAAAUGCUUUGGGAAAUAAUACUAGGAAUGACAAUAGCGAUAAUGUAGAUGAAGCUGCAGAGAAAAAGGAGGUUGAUAUGAAGAAAGUUGUUGAGAACCUAGAACAUCAGCUUUUGGAUCUACAUGAAGAGAAUGAAAAAUUAAUGGGUUUAUAUGAAAGAGCCAUGCAGGAGAGAGAUGAAUUCAAAAGAAUGGUCUCUUCCAGUGGACUGAAUGUAGCUGAGAGUAGAGAACCUGAUUUCCCAGAAAAGCUUGUUGAAGUUGAUGAUGGGGAAUGUGGAAGAUCAGAUGCAUCUCCAGUUUAUAUUGAAGUCAAAGAUUCAAUAGAGGAAACUUUUCUCCCUGGAUUGAACGUGGAGGAUGAAAAUGACUGCACAAAUCCUAAACCAGAGAGAUCUGUUGUGCUUGGACAGACAUCUUUAAGGUCGAAUGAGCAGGAUAACUCCUACCUAUGGCUUGGGAAUAGUCAAGUAGACAAGGAAAAUCUGAUGGAUUGUCAAGAAAUGAUUUCAGAUGAAAAUGCUCAGCUAUCAGAAUCCACUUUUUCUGGUGAUGCAAAGACAUCUGUUGAAGAAUCUGGUAUCUCUAACACAGUUUUAAAUGCUGGUUUGACUUUCUGCCUAAAAGAUCGACAAGAAGAUGAAGGAAAUCAUAUUGGUGCCUUUUCUGAUAUGGAAGUAGAGCUAUUGAAUCCUACUACUUUCAAGAUACCAGAAGAUCUAAAUUUGGUUACAAUGAAACUGGGAAAAGCAGAAGAAAAGCUUUCAGAUACUGCCAAAACCGUUACUGUAUUUGGUUCACUUGAGAGAGCACUCUUUGAAAUUGAUGAGCUUUCAAAAACACUUGAAGUGCUGGAAGAUGGUGUACAGGAGAAGCAACGAGAGCUUGCAUCCCAUAAACAACUGUGUGAAGAAAUUAAAGCAAGAAAGGUUCUUAUUGACAAGAAGUUAGCAGCACUGAGAUAUUCUCUCUCACAGAUUUCUUCCUCGGUAACUUAUUAUGGACAAAGAGAAGUGCGGGCAAGGGCAAGGGUAAAUGCUUCAUUGGGUUACUUUGACAAAAAGAAAGCUGAUCUGGCUUCUCUGAACUUGAACAAAAGCGAAAUCGAGGCUGCACAGAGGAAGACACAGCAGUCUGAGUUUGAAUUGAGAAACAAUCUUGUGCUUUUGAAAUCAAAGCUUGAUGAGGAAAACCAGAGACAGGAGAAUGACAAGGUUCUGGUCACUAUAGAUAACAUUGAGAAAAGAGAUACUUCUGAAAGAAAUUGGCAGUUAAGUAAAGCUACCGACUUAUUGAAGUCUGAGGAAGAGAAAACCAAGCUGCAGAGUGAGGUCAAGCAGUGCAGAGAAAAGCUUGCUGCAGUCAGAGAAGAGUUUGGGGUUCUGGAUAAGAAAUCUGCAAAGAUAGAAAAAGACAUUCAAAUUGUGCUGUUGGAAAUACAGAAUGGAUCAAAGACAUUAGCGGAGAUGGAGAAUGCACUACUGGGAGUAAUCCAAGAGAAAGAAAGUCUGUUUGAAAUCAGAGAAAGAGGAACAAGUGAAAUUGAAAGCAUGAUUCUUGAGUAUCAGCAGCAAGUUUUUGAGGCAGAUUUUAAAGAAGCAGAACUGAAGAUACUGGAGCAAGUAUUACAAUUGGAAGCGAGAAAAAUAGAAGAGUUAAAGCAGACAAGGGCUGAAGCCACCAAGAAGGCAACAGAGUUGGUAGUAGAAACUAGGCAUGAUGCCACAUGCUCCUUAUCAGAAAAAAUUGGAAAAGAGCUAGAGACUCUUCAUGCCUCUCUUCUCGAAGCGAAAAUGUUGCUAGAGCAAGGCACUUUGAAUGGCAGUUAACUCUUCUUUUUAACUAUCAUUCUGUACAUUUCCACAAAAAUGGAGUCUGAGAUUCUCUUUGGAUAAGGAUUGUAUUUGGUUCGGUUAAUGGUCAUUCAACUUUGAGUAAA